This is a messenger RNA of Melampsora larici-populina 98AG31, 1773 nucleotides long. RefSeq lists its product as uncharacterized. Bases 1 to 1773 code for a protein of 590 amino acids. Lineage: Eukaryota; Fungi; Basidiomycota; Pucciniomycetes; Pucciniales; Melampsoraceae. The record is from RefSeq and is a predicted model, not a curated record. The transcript has 7 exons.
AUGGUCAUCUCACAUCUCAUCAAAGUCGAUUUGCAAUUUGUGACCCCAGGAUACCUACCCGAACCAGGUUACAAAAAAAAGGCAGACGCAUGGUUCAUUGGAUGCCCUAAUAAUAUAAAUCACAACACCCGUAUUUGGCGCUGUGAUCAGUUCAAUCACGAGCGAGCCCUCAUCAAUCUUGGGGUUCCGCGACCCAUCAUAUCCACCCCAAAGGAUUGGGGCCCACGAAUGUCACCCGAGGGACAUGUUCUCCCACCGCUUUCUGAAACCCCGAGCCCCAAACGACGUCGCCUCCCAUCCAUAGAUCAAUGGAUGCCACCGCCAAUCUUUGACCAUCCAUUUCAAGGACGGGCGAUUCCAGGACCAAUCCUGACCAACCAGACAUUCUGGACCCAACCAGUUCAACCUCCAGACUCGUCUGGCCAUCAGCCUACACCUUUUACGGGGGAUUCUGCAGGCUCGACAUCCGGCUCCCACGACACUGGCGCCUUUGCCAGAGACCAGUUCAAGGCCCGGUGCCAAAGGGACACCGCAAGAACGCUAACAAAAAGUGUUGGUUUCAAUUUUGCCAGGCAUGAUCGCCAGAUCACCCAAUCUCGUGCCUUCACGCCAAUGCCCAACAAGUCAAACAAACGAGCCAACCGCCUCCCACAGCAGCCUCGCCCCCAUCAAUGGGCACAAUUGUCCAACAGUCUAGGUCGUAGACUGCCAUUGGACACGGUGAAAAACCUUCAUAAGACUCGUCUAGAACAAUUUCAAUGUGCAAUCAAGAACAAGUAUGACGAAACUAGGAUCAUCACCAUCUACCUGUGGUUGAAUGAAAUCAAACCCGAAAUCAUCACAGCAUAUUUCCAAGACUGGCCACAGGCUCGUCUUGAAGAAUGCGAUCUGUUGAAGCAAGCUGUCCUCGGGCAGGUUGGCGAACACUGGAACCGCGCUCUCAGCCUUUGGGAUGAGGCCAUUGACGCUUGGCGCGAAAUCCCUGUCGAUUACCCGCACCAAUAUCCUGUGUCCAACCGGACCAUAGUGGUACGCCUGGCCAAGGUCAACCCUCUGACACCUGGACUCCCACAGAGUCGUUUUUCCUCUUCCCACCCAAGUACGCUCGAUCACAACCAGGAUCAAAUUCCAUUAACUCCUCUGACGCUCAAACCGAUGCAAACAUUUCCUUCAACACCCGAACUCGCUCUCACCUCCUCUUCGCCCAACCAUCCUGUGGGAGGUCAACCUUUGGAAGUUGACUCCCACUCCCCAUUCCACCCAACCUCACCACCGGAUCAACUUGCGUCCAAAAUGAUGGUUGACCUAACCCGGGUACCUGAUUCUCCAGGUACGGGCGAGGCCAUUUCACCUUGUCCGGUUCCUUCCAACAGGGGCACACAUGACCCCCAGGCCAAAAUCCCGAUUGCUUUGGACCACGCGGGUCCGUUGGGACCACUAGCUGUCACUUCAACAGUUGCCGAACCACUGCUCAAUGUGGUGCAGCCGAAAACCACCCCUCCGCAACUCCAAAAAGGAUGGCCAUUGAAAUCGGUGCUUGUCUCCAGCCUUCUUGAAUGGUAUCAGAACGCUAAAUCCAGUGAUAUGCUAGAGAGUUGGAAGAACUCUUACGGGCGGAAUUGGAUAAUGGUACCGUCCACCGUGUACCGCUAUCGCGCUUGGAUCAACGAGGUCACGUACGACCGCUUUGCCGCAGAGUACUACCUACAGCCUAACGCGCACGUAGGACAGGCACGCAAUCGAUUUAGGGAGGAGUUCAACAGGGUUGCAUGA